CCCAAUUCUGAGGGCCUAUUUUAUGUUUAGUGAUAUCUAGCAGUAGCAUUCAAGUAAACAAUAUGGCUUGGAGUACCGAUGCAGCUGCCGGUUCUUCCCCAUCUUCUUCGAUUCCCAUUUCAUACAAAUACGAUGUGUUUCUGAAUUUUAGAGGUGAAGACACGCGCACUACUUUUACAAGCCAUUUGUACACAGCUUUGCGCAACAAAGGAAUCAAGACCUUCAUAGACAAUGGGCUCAAAAGAGGGGAAGUAAUAUCUCGAGCACUUUUCAAAGCAAUCAAUGAGUCAAGGAUAUCUGUCAUCGUGUUCUCUGAAAACUAUGCAGCAUCAACAUGGUGUUUGGACGAACUUGUUGAGAUCCUUGAAUGUAGAGAAUCAAAAGGACAGAUGGUUAGGCCAAUUUUUUACAAAGUGAAACCCUCUGAUGUACGACACCUGAGAGGUGCUUUUGGGGAGGCCCUUGCCCAACAUGAACUGGAUUUUAAGCAUGAUACCAUAACUGUGCGCAGAUGGGGUGCAGCUCUUUCUGAAGCGGCGAAUUUGUCCGGAUGGCCCUGCAUGGAUCAGGAUGAAUCUCGAUUUAUCAAACGCAUCGUUAAUGAGAUCGCAGAUCAAGUAUCAAACCCCGAGUUGUCCCUGGAUGAAAUCAGGGAUCCACUUAUGGUAACAGCUAUAGAUCUUAUUCCAAGCCCACCUAGUGUGCUGCAAGUCAUUUGGUCCCGUCCAGCUGAGGGUCAUCUUAAGGUAAAUUAUGAUGGUGCCUAUACUGUGAGGAAGGGAGGUCUAGGUAUGGUUGCUCGAGAUACAAAAGGACGUUUUGUGGCAGCAAAGUGUAGGUUAGUUAAUGUUGAAUCGGAGGACGGUGCGGUGGCAAUGGCGGCACUGGAAGCUCUGUGUCUGGCUAAGGAACUUGGUUGGCAGCGAGUUUGUUUUGAGGGUGACUCCGUACGUAUUGUGAAUGCUCUGCAAACUUCCACUGCUUCUGAAGAUUCUGACACUUCCUCCAUCUCCUCCUUCACCUCCUUCUCCUCCUUUUCCUCCUCCUCCUCCUCCUCAUUCAGUCAGAUCAUUAGUGAGAUUCAAUAUAUGUCACGCCGCUUUCAGCAGUCUACAUUUUCUCUUGUUCACCAGAGGGCUAAUGUUGUUGCUGAGAUCCUUGCUACACAUGCUUUAUCAAACCCCGAAGACAACCAUUGGAUUCUUAAGCCCCCUACUUUUAUCGAAUCCAAUUUGGCUAAGGAAAAAUAUGAUUCUACCUCACACUAUCUUCCAUAACCUUGAUGAGCCAAAACCCUAGGAGAGCUUUCCUCUCAACCUAGUUUCAAUGGCGGCCUAGCCUCAGUCAUAGCGGCCGGUAUCGGCCUCCCUUUACGUCAUCUGUUGAUGACACUCAGAAACCGACCUUAGGCGGCGACCACCCUACCAUGCCCUAGGUUACUCAUCAUCUCUGGCCGGAAGGAAAUAGGUGAUGUGAGGGUUAUGGAUCGGUGCUCCGGUCUGAUCAGACUCAAUGGGGAUUGGGUGGAAGAAUGGUCGUAUCGAAUCAGGCCGAGGCAAGGCCAGGUCAAGUUUGGGUGGUUCGCAGUAGGGAAUGACCGACACAUACAAUCUGGAAGCCAAGAGUUGAGAGGUCCUGUGUGGCGGUUGUGUGACCUCUGGACCCUGAUCCAAACGGCCAAACUUCAAUUGAUGGCGGCGUCGGCCUUUGCACUCCAACUUAUGGAUGUGGCGGAGAUUGUCGUCGUGCACCAUGAAGCGAAUCAGGUUUUGGAAUAUGCAGAGCACGCUGGUGGGGUGUCUGAGUCGAUGGCAAUGGCUACAUCUGGAGUGGUAGCGACGGCGUCAGACGUGCUUGGCAGUGGAGCGGUAAGUGGGGUGGGCAGAUCGUUUUGGGGGCCCAAAUCAGUUUGGGUGCUCAAAUCAUUUUGGAAGCCCAAAAGAUUGUGGUGGCCCAAAUCAGCUUUGAGGCUAAAAUCAAACCUGCUCUGAGUACCUUUUGGCAUUGGGCUCUUUGGUGGACCCUGCGAAUAGGCUCCUUUUCUUCAGGGUUUCGUAUUUGGGAUCCCGGAGGAUCAUUACCCUACAGCUGGAGGCUCGAGAAAAGGGCAAAGGAAAGCUUUAGGUUUUCCUGGUCUUCUUGCCUAUUACUAGAAAGUUGGUCCUCUAUUACUUUCAUAUUAGUUUUCUCUAGUUGUACACCAAUUGAGGUCUUCAUAUUAGUUUUCUCUAGUUGUACACCAAUUGAGGUCUCUAGGAGACUAGGUUUACUUUUCAAAUAGAGGUUAGUAGUGAGGAUUCGUUUUCUUGUAGUUAGGCUCAAAUAUAAGAGCAUAUUUGUUAACAGUGAGGGUCACCUGUCCUUUGCUCGGUAGCUUGUGCCAUUUAUGAUUUUGGUAUGAGACAGCAUCCGAUGUACGUGCCUUCUGGCCAUAGAUAAAUGAAUGAAGUUAUCUAUUUUCUCAAAAAAAAAAGGAAAAAUAUGAUUCUAAAUAGGCAAAUUGCCAUCAACAAAAUUGUAACAAAAUUGUUUCCCUUAUAACUAAUAUUAAAAAUGAAAAAUGAACUGCAUUCCUUUAUGUACCGGCAAUUAUCCCCAUAUGUUAACCAAUUAUUAUUAUCUUCUCGAUUAAAAGGUGGUUUCUUUAGUUAUUUAAAAAUUCCUUCUCUUUUAUGCUUUGACCUUGUUUGAUUCGCAGAAAGUAAGCAUCGGAAAUGGAAAGUUGCUAC
This is a messenger RNA of Rosa chinensis, 2729 nucleotides long. RefSeq names its product disease resistance protein RPV1-like. Gene Ontology annotation, molecular function: nucleic acid binding; RNA-DNA hybrid ribonuclease activity. Gene Ontology annotation, biological process: signal transduction. The coding region runs from base 63 to 1277 and encodes 404 amino acids. NCBI's taxonomy places the organism in Eukaryota, Viridiplantae, Streptophyta, Magnoliopsida, Rosales, Rosaceae. The record is from RefSeq and is a predicted model, not a curated record. The transcript has 2 exons.